This is a messenger RNA of Durusdinium trenchii, 516 nucleotides long. The record is from the annotation of a GenBank genome assembly. NCBI's taxonomy places the organism in Eukaryota, Dinophyceae, Suessiales, Symbiodiniaceae.
AUGCCAACCAUCCUAGUGCAACCCAUUGCCUCCAGCACUGUGGAAGUGGACUUGUCAGAAGAUGCAACAGUGGCAGAUUUGAAGAGUGCUUUAGCCCAAAAGACCGGAAUUGACAUUGAAGAACAAAGGCUUGUGACGCGUGGCAAGUUGCUGGAGGAUUCCACUCUCAUCCAUUUGGUGGAUGGCAGAAUAUUCCUCGCGCGUGGAAGCUUGUCCAAGAAGGAGUCAGAGGAGUUGGAUGAGGAUGAUGAGGGCGAUGGUGAUGAGAUCGAGCUUACUGUCAAGAUGGUUGGUGCAACAGGGACUUGGCAAUUGCGACUUCAAGCAGACAGCUCCACCACAGACUUCAAAAAUCAGGUCUUGCUCCAAUUGAACCUACCGACCGCAGAGCUUGGCCAGCGGCUUAGAUCAUUCGAGAACCGCACGGUGCCCAUGUGUGCCCCGCAACGGCCGAACGGGUAUGGGUCAAAACCUGAGCCCCAAGCCCAAAACCGUAUCCCUGGUAGUCCAUUCUGA